CCGCCCCCUUCACCACCACCACCACCACCUCCACCCCCAAGCGGCCCAAGAGCUUCUCCAGGGCGGUGUCCGUCCGCUGAACCUUCUCGCGCGCCCGUGGCACGGACGCACUCGAGAGGCAGAGACGCCCCGAUCGCGCAUCCACCACGACCGGGGCGCGCUCCUCCUCCUCCUCCUCGCGCACAGAAGUCGCAUCGAGCGGUGCCUCGACGACACCAGGCGGCUCAACUGUUCCGCGAAGCGUGGAAGAGGUGAGGCGUGAGGCGAAGCUUGAGCCCUAGGGCGCCAUGCCCCACCACGCGCCCCACCGCACGCUGCUCCUGUGGGCCCUGGCACUGCUGGGGUGGCACUCCCUCGCCACGGCCGACAUAAACGAGACGGUUAUUUGCACCAAGGAUUACAUGGAAGUGUCCAUCCCAAGGUCGUAUUUCACCAACCGGAAUGCGCCCGUGCAGAUUUACGACCUGCACCUCAACGACCGCUCGUGCCGAGGCACUGAGACGGAAGACGCUUUUGUUUUCCAAGUGAAGACCAACUACUCCAACUGUGGAACCAUCACCGCGUCGGACGGCAAGCACAUCGUGUUCACGAACACAAUCCAGAACAAGGUGUCGGGCGUGGUGAGCCGAACGUACGUGAACAUCACCUUCUCGUGCCGCUACCCGGUCACGUACCUCGUGCAGUACGCCAACGGGGGCAACGUGGUGCACGUGGACGUGCGCCCCGUGAUGCUGGACACGGAGGAGGGCAACUUCUCCAUCUCCAUGGAGCUGUACCGCGACGGCCUCUUUGAGGAGCGCUGGACCAGCAUCCCCAUGCUCAGCCUGGAGGAGAGCGUCUACGUGCGCGUCCACAUGCUGCCGGCGCACCUCAUCCUGCGGGUGCAGAGGUGCUGGGCGACCCCUUCCAGUGACCCCUACCACUCGAUUCAGCACAUCUUCAUCCAGGACAGCUGCCCGGCCCUGCUGGCGGACAGCACGCUCACGGUGGUGCGCAAUGGGGAGGCGUCGGACGCCCGCUUCCACCUGCAGAUGUUCAAGUUUGUCGGCGCGUCCUACCUGGCCGUUUACCUGCACUGCACCGUGCAGAUCUGCCACGAUGCGGCCAUGCAGUGCGUGCCGGCAUGCGAGCUGGUGGUGUCGGGCGACGGCGAGGAAGGCACGGAGCCUCACGACGUCACCGCCCGCGUCCGGAGGGAGGUCACCUCGGCUCGCACCGUCUCUUACGGGCCCAUCCGGCGCAAGGGCUCGGAGCACGAGACUGCGGGUCGCCCUGGCGCAGGCCGGAGCAGCCCGUCCUCCGUGCAGGUGCUGAUCCUCAGCGUGCUCCUCACGGCGGCCACCUUGUUUUUCCUCAUCGUCGCGGCGCUGUGGCGUCGGUCGCGCCGCUCGCGCCGCGUCACCCUCCGCCACGACCUCGCCUGCCUCGGCACCUCCACCCUCCGCCUCGCCGGGACGUCUCCCGCGCCGCCCCGGCCAUCGGCGGGGUCCGUCGCUCCCACGGGGGGCCCGCAGCCCUCCUUCAACCCGGCCUUCUUGCCCGACGCAGAUCUGGGCCGCUGCACGGACUGAGUUCAUCGGCGAGAUGGCCAAAUAGAUCGUGGUGGGGGGUGGACCGAGGAUGGGAUUCACCUCGAGAUUUGGUGGGACCACGCCACUUUUCUCCUCGUGGCUUUGCCAAAUCUCAAGAACGUCGCAGACACGGUUCGUGUGUUGUGCUGGAACGGGUCGGGCUGAGGAAUUGUUACUUUUUGUUGUAAUCUGUAAAAAUAUAUAUGUAUGUGUACACAGGAUUUGUUUUUAAUUUGAGUUCCAUCUGAAGUGGCUAAUUAUA
This is a messenger RNA of Petromyzon marinus (sea lamprey), 1833 nucleotides long. RefSeq names its product uromodulin-like. NCBI's taxonomy places the organism in Eukaryota, Metazoa, Chordata, Hyperoartia, Petromyzontiformes, Petromyzontidae. The record is from RefSeq and is a predicted model, not a curated record.